Molecule: messenger RNA, 433 nt
Organism: Musa acuminata AAA Group (dessert banana)
Lineage: Eukaryota; Viridiplantae; Streptophyta; Magnoliopsida; Zingiberales; Musaceae
Product: ubiquitin-like protein 5
Exons: 2
Coding region: 60-281 (73 amino acids)
Biological process (GO): mRNA splicing, via spliceosome; protein modification process
Cellular component (GO): nucleus; cytoplasm
Molecular function (GO): protein binding; protein tag activity
Source: RefSeq, a predicted model, not a curated record
AACUAACUGCUCUCUACGAUACCACGUUCUUCGGAGAGAGAGAGGAGAGAGAGGCGAAGAUGAUCGAGGUGGUGCUGAACGAUCGGCUGGGGAAGAAGGUGCGAGUGAAGUGCAACGAGGACGACACGAUCGGCGACCUGAAGAAGCUGGUGGCGGCGCAGACGGGCACCCGCGCCGACAAGAUCCGCAUCCAGAAGUGGUACACCGUCUAUAAGGAUCACAUCACCCUUAAGGACUACGAGAUCCAUGACGGCAUGGGCCUCGAGCUCUACUACAACUGAAUCGAAAGGUUGGUUGAUUGGCUGAUCCACACAUCAAUAGCUGAAUACAGUACGACUUGGUGAAAUCACAAUGUUUUCGGGUCGGUAACAUCCAUGAUAAUUGGCAGUUGUACAUUAUGGUGACUCUGGUGUGUUAAUGAUCAGCUUGGACA